Spea bombifrons (plains spadefoot toad) is the source of this 880-nucleotide messenger RNA. RefSeq lists its product as uncharacterized. Gene Ontology annotation, biological process: system development. The record is from RefSeq and is a predicted model, not a curated record. Bases 64 to 819 code for a protein of 251 amino acids. Gene Ontology annotation, cellular component: nucleus. Lineage: Eukaryota; Metazoa; Chordata; Amphibia; Anura; Pelobatidae. The transcript has 8 exons. Gene Ontology annotation, molecular function: chromatin binding.
UCGUAUUAACCCCCGGCUGCGAUGCUCUGCUGUCUCCGCAGGGGCCGGUGACGCUCUGCAGACAUGGCCAAACGGCGGCGCGAGAAGGAGGCUCCUCCCGCCGAGCUGGACUUAACCCCUUUCUCCCUGCAUCUCCUGAAGAGGGCCCAGCUCCAGCAGCACUGCAAGAGGCUGGGACUAGGUGGUAGAGGAAAGAACACGGAUCUCAUCCAGAGGCUGCGGGAUCACAUCAAACAGACGCUACCUGCUGAUCCGGCGUCUCCGGUCGCUCCGUCCCCCGAAGAGCCGGACGAAUCUGCGAAGGAGCCGGCAGAGCGUCCCGGCUGGUGCGUCGUCCACGGCCUGCGGCUGACUACGGCUCGAUGGGUUCAGCUGACUCUUCGCUGCGGCCGCGUCUGCGUCCCCCACGGGGGCUCCUAUGUGCCCCUCCACCUGAUCCCCUCAUCCUCGCCCACCCCACCGGACCUCCAGGACAACCUGAUCUGCGGGGAGUGCGAGGAGAGGAAUCAGAAGAAGGAACUGCGUUGCCAGCAAAAGUCCAACUCUCAAGAUAAGAAUAACCCCCAUAAUGGGCAAGUGGGGAAUUCUGACAUGAAGAGUACGUCCCGAUCCCGCAAUAAAUCCGGCCGCUUCCAGCCUCAGGAGGAUCCGGAAUACGCUCGCAGGGUGGACGAGCUCCUCGGUAAACUGGCCACCGGGCAGGUCGACUCGGAGAAGGUCCUGCAGCCGGUCUGCCCCGCCGUCAUCCACUCCCCCUUCGGGAAGCAGGAGGUCAGCCCUCUGUCCAUCAGCCGCGUCCCGGGGCCGCCCCUGCACUAGGGGGCGCUGUGCUGUUAACAGUUUAUAUAAGAGAGGCAAAUAAAUGAUUUGUUUUUAUGUC